CAUGAUUCAGAAAUUCAGAAAAAAACUGCAAAAGAUGCACAAGUUGGUUUAAGUGUGCACUUAGACACAUUUUAUAGUUUAAUUUGCAGUCGGAUAAAGAACCAAAGAGAAAGAAAGUUCAACUUCACAAGUACAGAUGGAUAUGUUGCAGCUGUGCUUUGUUGCUGUUCUUAUCAAAGGAGUUUCAGGAUUUUUAAUACCUGUGAACCAUACAUCCCCACCAGACCUGAUAGAGCAGGCAGAGCAGCUGGUGUACUUUGAGGCUGGUCAGCCACUGGAAGUGCCUUGUUAUGCAGAGGGAAGACCACAACCUAGAUACACUUGGAGCAAAGGUGUAGAACUGUUUGAGCCAGACGAAGAAGACAAUGUGACCAUGGUCAGUGGGAGAGGUACCCUGAGGUUUCAGCACCCUGAUGGUACCAUAGAGGGGGUCUACCAGUGCAGGAUUUCCAAUGGAGAGGGCCCAAUUGCAUGGAGCCAUUUUAUUAAGCUUGUCCAAGCUUAUAUUGUGGAGCCAACCACCACUUUUGAGGAGCAAGCCUCUUCUGGGGACACUAUAUCAAAUAAUGUGGACGUUGGAGAUUCUCUCAUAUUGGACUGUGCCGUUCCUCCCUGCGUGCCACCCCCCAAGAUAACAUGGAUGAUAGGGAAUGAUGGGUUACCACCUCGCCCUGUACAACUGGGAGAAAGGGUUGCUGUAGAUGAUCAUGGCCGACUUAUCUUCACCAACGUACAGCCCACUGAUGCACAAGAUGGCAACUUGUAUUUCUGUGCCGUGGAAAAUCCAUUUCUCAAGAAGUCUGUCCAUGGUGAAGGUCAAACUAUAUUUCCUCGUGGAGACAUCAGUGUCGCUCCCAGGACACCACCAUCCAUACUUUGGAGCCCAGCACAACACAUUGUGGUGCUCCAGAAUGAAACUGUUAGGGCCAAGUGUGUCUUUAAGGGAAACCCCACCCCACGUAUUACCUGGAGCAUACUUCGCGGUGACCGCCCCCUACCUGAUAGAGCAUCCAUUGAAAGCGGAAGUACAGAACUGGUGAUUGAUAAUGUGCAGUUUGAAGAUGGUGGACAAUACAAAUGCUUUGCCCAAAAUUCAGAAGGAAGCGCACAUAAAUCAUUUGUUUUAUCUGUGGAAGCUAAGCCGGAGUGGAUAGCAAAGCCAGAGAACCAACGUGCAUCAGAAGGCGACAACGUGACAUUUGUGUGUGAAGCAAGUGGAAAGCCUCUGCCAACAGUAGAAUGGUUCAUCAAUGGAUUACCCCUCAGUGAUAUGCGUUCUCAUCCAAGAAGAAUUGUUACUGACACCAGUUUGACCUUCCUCAAUGUGGUCCCCUCUGACACAGCCGUGGUCCAGUGCAAUGUAUCCAAUAUUCAUGGGUAUAUGUAUCAGAAUGCAUAUCUCAAUGUGCUCAGAAUUCCACCAACAUUUACCUCAAGGCUUCCGUCAGCUCUCACUGUGAUGGAGGGGAGCGCAGUGAAGAUUGCCUGUGGUGUGUAUGGUGCCCCGAAACCCAAUGUGACCUGGUUGUUCAAGUCCAAGAUUGUGCCUCUGGACAAUGAGGACCCAUUGACUGGGUCUUUGUAUCACAUUAGAGCGAAUAACACACUAGUUAUCAGGCAUGUUAACCAGGAAGAUACUGGUGUGUACCAAUGCAUAGCUGUGAACACUUAUGGUGAACUUCGGUCUUCUGGGAAUCUCACUGUGUUAACUGCAACUCGUGCAGUAGAAGGUCUUCAGAGGUACCAAGUAGUGAAGGAGGCGGGAUCCACCAUAGAACUCAAAGGUGCAGUCUCAGUUGAUUCAUCUUUACGGUCAAGUCUGACCUAUAGAUGGUACAAAAAUGGCCAGCUAAUACAAGUAGACAACAGUCCCCACUAUACUCUGUAUAGUAAUGGUUCCCUCUUCAUCAGCUCUACACUAGUUGGUGAUAGUGGAUCAUACACGUGCAACGCCAGCACCAGCAGAGACUUUGUCAUAAUUUCUGCGAGAGUUAUUAUACAAGGUCCUCCAGAUCCCCCACAGAGGGUCAGAGUUCAUCAGCUCUCCAGCAGGCUGGUCAGAAUUAGCUGGGACGCUAGUAACGACAAUAAUGCUUUAGUCAAACGGUUCACCAUAGAUCAGCGGUCCGUUUCCUUGGCAACCAAUGCCUCCGUCAGCACCAUCAGGUACACCAUUAAUGGAACAAAACUCUGGGAAAAUCUAGAGGUCAGACCAUGGCGGAAUUACACGUACAAAGUGGUGGCUUGGAAUAGUAUCGGUCAAAGUGAGCCGAGUCUGGAGACCGUGAACUCUACUCUCACUGUACCUCCUGAUGUGCCAGAGAGACAUCCUGGUGGAGUGACACUGGAGGACAGAGACCCAAAUGUGCUGUAUAUAUCAUGGGAGCCACUGUCCUCCAAUGAAGCCAAUGGACCAGGUUUCUACUAUCUGGUGCGCUAUUGGCGUACUGACCUGCGUACCCCUGUCAUAGAGGAGAGAAGAGUCACUGGAGUGCUGGCCAAUCAUGUUCAAGUCAAUGUGGACAAUGUCCAUCCUUAUAAGGUGCAAGUUUUGGCUGGGAAUGAUGUGGGUGUGGCCCGACAUUCAGUGAGGAAUGCCACUGGAUACUCUGGAAGUGGAGUUCCCACUGUCACCCCGAAUGGACUAAGAGUGGAAUCUUUCACAAGGUUUCCUAACACUCCCCAGCCAGAAGAAGACCAGCAGCAAGUGGUGCUGAAAUGGCAUGGAGUGGAUAUCCAUUCUCAGGGCAUCAAAGGAAAAUUUAAUGGAUAUGUGAUUCGCUACUGGAGGGAAGGAGAGCCAGAGUCUAGUGCUAAAGUCAUCCAUAUACCGGUCAGUGGAAAUGGCAGUUUACGCAGAGGGCUGGUCAGUACGGAGAAUGGCCUCAGAGUGACCGUCAUGGACACACGGCAUGAACAUCAAACUUCUGAGGCUGGAGGGGCAUCGUAUGAUAGCAAUGUGCAUGUGACAGUACAAGGUCUUCCACCAUAUACCAGACUCCACACACAGGUGGCUGUGAGGAAUACCAAACAUACAGGACCAGCAAGCCCAACUGUCACAUUCACCACUCCUGAGUCAGCUCCAGGUCCUGUCAGAGAUCUCACAGUGCAACGACUGGGGCCAGUCAUCACCGAAUUCACUUUCCUACCUCCUAGAGAAAAGAAUGGCAUCCUCAGGAACUUCUCAGUGGAAAUAGAAAAAGUAAUAAAUGGAGAUCCAGUGAGACCAUCAAACAUUCUGCAUGUAGCGGUGGACAAUACGACUGCCCACAGCCGCUCCCUCCUGACCAUAGGCGCCUUAGAGCCCCAGACAACAUACAGGAUUACAGUGAGGGCCGUCACCAGGGCCGGGGCUGGGGAGGGGAGUCAUGUGACCAUAACUACGCCAGAAAUGGGCCCCCCAGGUGUUCCACUUGUUGAGGUAGAACUGCAUACAUUGACUAGUUUCAAUGUGUCAUGGAUCUCUGCCUAUAACCCAGGAACUUAUUUCUUUGUGCAAUAUAGACUCACAGGGGUGGGAAAUUGGACAUCUGUUAGUGUAGACACCAGACCUUCUUGGCAUAUUGUGCAUGGACUGCACCCUGGUGGUCAUUAUGAAGUGCGAGUGGCUGCGUCCUAUGGGCGUGACUAUGUGUCCUAUAGCAGGGUUGUCACCAUGACUGUACCUGGAACCAGGAAAAAGACUUCGUUUCAAGUGACCAGUGGGUUAACAUCAUUCAACCUAAGCCUCAAACUGGAUACGAAAAUGGCACAUGUCACACCUUUCUAUGUGCAGUAUAAGAAAGUGGGUGCUUCUACCUGGAGUAGGACUGAUACUGAGACGAGGAAACCAUGGGUGGUUGUGCAGGGUCUAGAGUCGGGGAAGCAAUACGAUGUGCGUGUUGUAGAUAUUACCCCGAGUCCACAGCGUGCUGUCAAGAUGGUCCUUCCACCUGAAGAAUCUAUAACAAAACCAGGCAUUGGUCUCUGGUUCAUCAUCUUGAUGGCUAUACUCCUGCUUGCUCUCCUAAUUUUAUUCAUUGUUUGUCUUGUGAGAAGAAACAGAGGGAACAAAUACUAUGUGGCAGAAAAUGAGAAGUGGAGAGUGGCAGCAGGUGCCCCUGCAGAUUACCCCAGCUUUCAGGAGUAUGAUAAGGGAGCUGUUGAUCCAUCUUAUCCAGUGGUGAUGGAUGAACUGGAUGAGGCUGACAGUUUUUUUGGAACAGAUGACUUUUGGGACAUGGACACGUACAGGGAAGAUGGAUCCUUCAUUGGUCAGUACACCACUCAGUACACUGCCAAACAGGACUUGACCACCACCACCACCACCUAUACGUCCAGCUACAGCCAUCCUGUCCAAUAUGAACAGACCACUAGUGGACAGUCAGAGCUGGCUCCUCUCACUGAGAAUGCUGAAGCCAGUUCCAUGGGCUCCGAUGACAUACAGCUCCAGUGUUUGACUAUCAAACAGGUGUAAGGACUGUCUUGAAUAUACUGACAUCUACAUGUUUAGUUACUGUGGGUACCAUUCUCACAUUCAAUUUGACAAAAUAUGUCGAGAGCUUCAAAAGUCUGCAAAAUUUAAUGCAUUUGUAUGAAUAGCUUUUGUGGUUUGAGGAAAGUUAAUUCACCAAAUAUAGUGAUUAUUCUGUCAACACUUACAGUAAAAGGCCAGUGUAGACAUAGAUAUUAUAAGUAAGUAUGCUAAACAAUCUCUCUCUAUAUCUUAAUUACCUCUGUAUUACAAUAUGAAUACACUUUAGGUCAUUUUUAUAAACAAACCCCCUGUAAAUGUAAUUCCUUGCGAAAAAUUUUUUGAUAGCAAAAUUGUAAAAAAGUUAAAUAUUGAUGUUUCGAGUUCUUUUUUUUGAGGGAUUAGUUUUUUUAUAUCCAGCACAUGAAGCAGGGCACUGGGCAGGGGCUUCCUUUGGAAAAUGUCAAAUUAGUAAGAUAAUAAUCUUUUCUAUUUGAUUUUAUUUUAGAUUUAUUUCUAGACAAUAAUUACAGAAAAGAGAAACCCCAACAUUAGCUUUCAUAUAUGUUUAUUUUUUAAAAUUUUAGUCUCUGUGGCCCUGAGCACCACACAACUAGGUAUUAUUUUAUUUAGUAUAUUCAAGAAGUUUCUUUUACAGCUGAUUUUUAUAGUUCAUGGGAGCCUUCUUAUCAAAAAUAAGACAUUUCUUAUAACUGAAAAGCUUGAGUUUACCCUUUUUGAUCACCUGACCCAUCUUAUUGCUCUUAUUUGCCAUAUUAUUUCAUCUGAUUAGGAUUUUUUAAAAAUUUAACACAUUUGUUUAAAUUCAAGUUCUCAAUUUUUUUUAUACAAGUC
Molecule: messenger RNA, 5308 nt
Organism: Lingula anatina
Lineage: Eukaryota; Metazoa; Brachiopoda; Lingulata; Lingulida; Lingulidae
Product: neuroglian
Biological process (GO): cell-cell adhesion; brain development; axon guidance
Cellular component (GO): plasma membrane; axon
Molecular function (GO): cell-cell adhesion mediator activity
Source: RefSeq, a predicted model, not a curated record